This is a messenger RNA of Arabidopsis thaliana (thale cress), 1953 nucleotides long. RefSeq names its product hexokinase 3 (gene HXK3). Lineage: Eukaryota; Viridiplantae; Streptophyta; Magnoliopsida; Brassicales; Brassicaceae. The record is from RefSeq and is marked reviewed. The transcript is spliced from 9 exons. Gene Ontology annotation, biological process: glycolytic process; carbohydrate metabolic process; intracellular glucose homeostasis. Gene Ontology annotation, molecular function: fructokinase activity; D-glucose binding; ATP binding. The coding region runs from base 133 to 1275 and encodes 380 amino acids.
GUAAAACCCAACAAGAGAAUAAUCAAAUAAGUAAAGUAAGCAAGUAGCAGAGCAACUAGAAAGUUUUAUAAAUUUUAGUUGAAAGUUGACUUUGAGAUCUUCGUUCUUACAAAACAGAACCAAACUUCGACAAUGUCACUCAUGUUUUCUUCCCCUGUCGUCACCCCAGCACUCGGAUCUUUCACCUUCUCAUCUCGACCACGCUCCAAUUACAUCGUGAUGUCCGCCGUCCGAUCUAACUCUGCUUCGACGUGUCCUAUACUGACCAAGUUUCAGAAAGACUGCGCCACUCCUACACCGUACCUACGCAACGUAGCCAACGCCAUUGCUGAUGACAUGCGAGAUGGUCUAGCUGUUGAAGGAGGAGGAGAUCUCGAGAUGAUCUUGACUUUUGUUGACGCUUUGCCUUCUGGGAAUGAGGAAGGGUUGUUCUAUGCAUUGGAUUUAGGAGGUACAAAUUUUCGGGUGCGUAGCGUGCAAUUAGGAGGAAAGAAAGAGCGAGUCUUAGCUACCGAAUCUGAACAAAUAUCUAUUUCUCAAAAGCUUAUGAUUGGUACAAGUGAGGAGCUUUUCGGGUUCAUUGCUUCAAAGCUUGCAAAUUUUGUUGCAAAGGAGAAGCCAGGUCGGUUUCUUUUAGAAGAAGGGAGGAAAAGGGAGUUAGGGUUUACCUUUUCAUUCCCUGUGAAGCAAACCUCUAUUGAUUCAGGCACAUUAAGCAAGUGGACUAAAGGCUUUAAAGUGUCUGGAAUGGAAGGAAAAAAUGUGGUUGCUUGUUUAAAUGAAGCUAUGGAAGCACAUGGACUCGAUAUGCGAGUUUCUGCUCUUGUAAAUGAUGGAGUGGGAACAUUAGCUGGAGCAAGGUAUUGGGAUGAGGAUGUGAUGGUCGGUGUGAUUCUUGGCACUGGGACCAAUGCUUGUUAUGUAGAACAGAAACAUGCAAUUCCUAAACUCCGAAGCAAAUCUUCUUCUGGAACAACGAUCAUAAACACUGAGUGGGGAGGGUUCUCUAAGAUUCUUCCGCAAACCAUUUUUGACCUAGAGAUGGAUGAGACAAGCCUGAAUCCUGGUGAACAUUUAUAUGAGAAGAUGAUCUCAGGGAUGUACCUUGGUGAAAUUGUAAGGAGGGUUUUGCUCCAUAUGUGUGAAACUAGUGACUUGUUUGGACACUUCGCUCCUGCCAAACUCUCCACUCCUUUGGCACUCAGGAAAUACCAAUAUGCUCAAACAUUUCGGUUCAGCUUUGGUUCGGUGCGGUCUAUAUAUGCUCACCCCUAGAUUCAAUACCUUAAUAACUUGAUUAGCUAGGAAAGUGUUGUAAAUUCUGAUUGACAGUUUUAUUCAUUAUUUUUUUUUUUGUAAAUUUUGUAAAGGACCGAGCAUCUAUGCAAAAUGCAAGAGGACAAUACAGAUGAUCUUCGGGAUGUUGGAUCAAUCCUAUACGACUUUUUAGAUGUAGAGGCGAAUAUGAAUGCAAGGAGGAGAGUGGUGGAAGUGUGUGACACAGUAGUGAAACGCGGAGGGCGUCUAGCAGGAGCUGGUAUAGUGGCAAUUCUGGAGAAGAUUGAAAAAGAUACCAAAAGAAUGGGUUCAGGUAAAAGAACCGUUGUGGCUAUGGACGGUGCACUGUAUGAGAAGUACCCACAAUAUCGACAGUAUAUGCAAGACGCACUAGUCGAGCUUCUUGGCCAUAAGCUUGCAAGUCACGUUGCGAUCAAACAUACCAAAGACGUGUCUGGGCUCGGUGCUGCUCUUUUGGCGGCCACUAACUCCAUUUACUAGUACUUGGACCUCUACUUCAUGAGUAUAGGAGGACUUUUGGUCCAUUUGUUUGUGUACAUUUAUAUAAGAUAUCAUAUCAAUAUCAAUAAGAUUGUAAAGAGGAGCAACGAACUAGCAGAAGAUUAUGUCUUGGACCACUUCGUACAACACUAGAAAAUCCUUUUACUUCCAAAG